Molecule: messenger RNA, 1564 nt
Organism: Aphis gossypii (cotton aphid)
Lineage: Eukaryota; Metazoa; Arthropoda; Insecta; Hemiptera; Aphididae
Product: multiple inositol polyphosphate phosphatase 1-like
Exons: 7
Coding region: 60-1478 (472 amino acids)
Molecular function (GO): acid phosphatase activity; inositol phosphate phosphatase activity
Source: RefSeq, a predicted model, not a curated record
CGGCCACAAAUCGCAAUUUCUAUACGGCAGCGUACCUAACGCCGCUCAGUAUCGCAACAAUGUUGGUCACGGGAUGUCUGUUUACGAUAGCACUAGUGUUCGGGACGUUGGUCACGUUCACGACUGGACUUACCGACUGGCAGCACAUCUCUUCGUUCAAACAGCAGACCGACUAUGGUCGCAUGUGCUAUCGGACCGUCCAAAAUCCGUACGUGUACUUCGGCACAAAGACCACUUACGGUGCGGUGGCCGGCAACGACUUACAGACUCCGCCAGACUGCCGACCGUUACAAGUGUGGAUGGUAUCCAGGCACGGUACACGUUAUCCAUCGAAAAAAAAGAUCGAAGAACUUAAGAAGUUGAACGAGCUUAAGACAAUGAUAACUGCCGAAUCGACUAUGUGUCCUGAGGAUAUCGUGGCCAUCAAGAACUGGAAUACCAAUCUUACCAAAGACGACCAUUACAUGCUACAAAGACAGGGUGUAGAGGAACUCAAGUCGCUGGCCGUGCGGCUCAAAAGACAAUUUCCACAGAUAUUCAAUAACCCAUACACUGAAAACAACUUCAAAUUUUUGACUUCACAUAAACAACGCGCCAAAGACAGCGCUACUGUGUUUUAUCAAACAAUCUUUAACCGAAACCCUGAAAAUGAAUUACCGAUCGUCCAAACAUCCGAUGACAGAUUUUAUCUGUAUAAGUGCAAGCAAGGAGAAGACGAUGACGACGACACAAAGGGACAAGGAGAAGUGAAAAAGUUCGAGGACGGCCCACUCGUGAGGUCCGUUGUGUCCAGGGUAUCUAUGGCAAUGGGCCUUAAACAAAACCUCAGUUAUGAAAAUGUUUCAUUGAUGUUGGAGUCUUGCAAGUAUGAGAAAGCUUGGUAUAUACAGUCGCGACCACCAUGGUGUGCCGUAUUUACGCAGUAUGAUUUAGAAAUCCUUGAAUACAUAGAAGAUCUCAAAUAUUACUAUGCCAAUGGGUAUGGAAAUUCUAUUGGAGAGAGCAUGGGAUGCCCUAUUGUGAAGGACUUGAUAGACAAUUUCAAGAACCUUGCCAGAGGAAAAAAUGGACCAUUAGGACUAUUUUACUUUGGUCACUCGCCUAACGUUUUGAGUGUGGUAGCCAGGUUAGGCAUCGGAAAAGAUAAUACACCAUUACUGAGUACUAACUUUGAACAGAUGAAAACUAGAAAAUGGAGAACAUCAUUUAUAGAUCCGUUUGCAUCAAAUGUAAUAGCAGUAUUCUACAAAUGUAGGGAUGGAAAUAAAGCCAUGAUCUUCCUCAAUGAACAUAGUAUACCGAUGGGUAAAGAUGAUUGUCGAUCAUGUCCAUGGGAACCAAUCGAAGCACAAUUUAAUGCAAUAACCUCUAAUAACCAAACAUGUAAUUUAGAUAUGUGUAAAAACUCUGCAAUUUUAUCCUCAAUAAAUUUAGUUGUAGUCAUAUUUGCAUAUGUAAUACAUGAGCUGUGUAUUUAAAAAUAUUUUUAGUUCAUCAUAUAAAAUUGAACAUAAAUGAAAUACUAUUUUAAUAGUUAGUCUUUGUUUAAAUUAUCCAAUGCAAC